Juglans regia (Persian walnut) is the source of this 1678-nucleotide messenger RNA. RefSeq names its product tRNA-dihydrouridine(20) synthase [NAD(P)+]-like. Gene Ontology annotation, biological process: tRNA dihydrouridine synthesis. The record is from RefSeq and is a predicted model, not a curated record. The coding region runs from base 188 to 1168 and encodes 326 amino acids. NCBI's taxonomy places the organism in Eukaryota, Viridiplantae, Streptophyta, Magnoliopsida, Fagales, Juglandaceae. Gene Ontology annotation, cellular component: cytoplasm. The transcript has 10 exons. Gene Ontology annotation, molecular function: flavin adenine dinucleotide binding; tRNA dihydrouridine synthase activity.
CACUUUGCUUAAAACGUGGGUUGGGCUGGGUAACGUAAUGGCUUAAUUGGGCUGGGUAACCUAAGUCCAGCCCACUGUUUCCCCCGACAAUCUUGAUCAGCCAGUAGUGGCAAUUUCCAUGCUAAACACGGACUCCUCCAAACUGGUCAAACCCGGGUCUUCGAUCUGAGCUGCCUGCCCGGCGAAGAUGGAGUACGAGAACAAGCUCGUCCUCGCUCCCAUGGUUCGCGUUGGAACGCUACCGUUCAGAUUACUAGCCGCUCAGUAUGGUGCUGAUAUCACAUACGGGGAAGAGAUUAUUGACCAUAAAUUAGUCAAAUGCGAGCGAAGAGUGAAUGAAUGUGUUGGGUGUAUUGAUUUUGUCGAGAAGGGGACAGAGAAUGUUGUUUUCCGUACAUGCAACCAAGAAAGAAACCGGGUGGUAUUUCAGAUUGGCACUUCCGAUGCUGUGAGAGCUCUCACUGCUGCUCAAAUAGUCUGUAAAGAUGUAGCAGCAGUGGAUAUCAAUAUGGGUUGCCCUAAGUCAUUUUCCAUUAGUGGGGGCAUGGGUGCUGCACUAUUGACUAAACCAGAGCUAAUUCAUGAUAUUCUGACGACAUUAAGGAGGAACUUGGAGAUACCAGUUACAUGUAAGAUUAGACUUUUAAGAUCACCUCAGGAUACCGUCGAACUAGCGAGGCGAAUUGAGAAAACUGGUGUUUCUGCUCUUGCUGUCCAUGGCAGAAGAGUUGCUGAUAGGCCCAGGGAUCCAGCCAAGUGGGAUGAAAUUGCUGAUGUUGUAGCAGCCUUAUCCAUUCCAGUUAUAGCAAAUGGCGAUGUCUUCAAGUAUGAUGAUUUUCAAUGCAUAAAAGAUGCUACAGGUGCUUCAUCGGUGAUGGUUGCCAGAGGAGCUCUUUGGAAUGCUUCAAUUUUCUCUCCCCUAGGCAAAGUACCAUGGGAAGAUGUGAAAAGAGAAUAUAUUAGGAAGAGCAUCUUUUGGGAUAAUGACAUUAAAAGCACAAAGCACACGUUGAAGGAAAUGAUCAUGCAUUAUUCUUCCCUUGAACUCCCAGAGGGAAAAGCUGUGAUCAAAUCAGAAUCCUUGGCAGAUUUAGCGAAACUCUAUGGGGUGGCGAGCUACUAUCAGUUUGUCAAUGAAAAUAGAUUCUUGGUCAAUGGGAUUAGAUGAACUUUUGUGGUUUUUUUACAGAGUUUUUUCUGUCAACAAAAUGAAGACAAGCACAUAAUCAUGCACUAUUCUUUAGAAAGUACCUCUCCUGUGUUCAGGACUGAAGCAGGAAAACAAUGCCAGCUUCAAUUAACCAAAGCUGAUGGGGAUUCGUCUAUUACCUGGGUCCCCGCAGCCAAACAUGGGUGGGUUGUAGCCUGUUGGGGCAUCUACUUCUGCAUUCUUCAAAAAUUGCUGGGCAUCUACAACGAAGAUUUUGCUUAAAUUUUGAUCCUUAAUAUUCACAAUCACUCGAUGGACGAGUAGUUAUUCACUAAUAUCUGAAUAUGAGCACGUGGUACAUUUAUUCUAUGAUAGGAUGUCAUGUAUUUUGAUGUCGUGCCACUGCCAUUGUAUGAUAAGAUGAGAGUAACACAUCAUUCAUAAUUCCAAACUAUCUAAUCAUUGGCUUGAUGUGAUAUAUUAUUUUAACUUUACAAUAAAGGAGUUUUAUGCAUAUCAAGCAUGCCA